Meloidogyne enterolobii is the source of this 1230-nucleotide messenger RNA. Lineage: Eukaryota; Metazoa; Nematoda; Chromadorea; Rhabditida; Meloidogynidae. The record is from the annotation of a GenBank genome assembly.
GUUUAAAAAUUAAGAUAAAUAUAUAUAAAAAAUCUUCUUCCUUCUCGGGCCCUCCCCUUCCCCCCUCCCCCUCCCCACUUCAACAACUACUUUUCAUUCCAUUUUCGCCGCUAACUUUUCUUCAUCUUAUUAGAAUAUAAAACACUCCCUCAUCUAUUUAAUAUACUAAUUUUUAUUUGAGAAAAUUGACUGUUUUCUUUUUUUUGAAAUUUUUUUAAAAGUAGAUUUUGUUAGAAACUUUCCCCAGCUGGAAGGGACGUUUCGGCGCAUAGGCAUUAGUCUUGAUAUUGAUAACUUUGUCUUAUGAUCACCUAGAAACCUGAAAUUUUGUGUAGAUAUCCUCAAUAAGUGUAGCUAACCCAUCCAAAAAUUUCAGAAUUUCUGGUUUUGUAAUUCUGAAAUUAUUGACGAAAAAGUUGUUUUUUGAAGAAGAAAGUGCCUAUAUUUGUUGAUUUUCCUUCCAUAACUUUUAAAAUAAUUUACUCAACAUUCUGAAAUUUUUUACAAAUGAUAUUUAAAACUUGCAAAUAAAUUCUUUUAUUUUUUCUGUCCCAAUUUCUUUAACUUUUAUCUGAAUUUUAAUUAAAUUUAGAUUUACCGUAACUGUCCCGCGCCGAAACGUCUAUACCCUAUGUUUUAAAAAUUAAGCUUGGGCCUUAAAAAAAUUUUUUUUGACAGUCAUAGGGGUUAGAAUUCUCAAAAGACUCUCAAGAAUGCUUGACUUAAAAUUAAUCUCACAGUUACCCUUACAGUCUUACAUUUCGAAUUUUUUUACUUCUAUCCUACUUCCCCCCCCCCCCCCCUUUUUUUUUUUAUUAUUUUUCUCGUCUAGUCCCCAAUCCUCCCUUCAUUUACUUACCCCUAUUGUUUGCUCAACAGAUAAGAGAAAAGUAGUGUAAUGAAAAUAUAUAUGGGUGGAGCAACAAAAAAUGUGUCGGCCACCAAAUAAGGCGAUCAGAAAAAUUUUUUCUCUUCUCGACUUUGUUUUUGAGGGCUUCUGGGCCGCUUUUAAGAGACUUAAAUAUUUUUUAUUUAGUCGGCUUUCUUUACCCAAUUUUUCAGUGUUUUGCCGAUCACUUUUUUUUUGUUAAUUUUCUCUUGUCUUUUAAUCCUCUUUUGCCUUCCGUAAAUAUGGAAGUGCAUUAAAUUAAUAAAUAUAUUUUGGACUUUCUUUUUAGUGUUUGUACUCUUAUGGGACUCUAAUAUACCUAUAAGGAGUGCAUUAUUUGG